AUGGCGUACAACAAAGGCUUCAACCCGGACAGGCUGCCUAUGCACGCCGAGCCUGAGCAGGCUGCUGCGAUGAUGUCGCAAAACGCAUCCGCGGCCUCACGCCCACCGCGCACCAGCUCCGCGCGUCCCGACUACAACAAACCUCCCCCACCCGUUCCCAGCGGUCAGAGAUACGACACUCGUCCCGAUGAGCGCUACGGUGGUGGACGCGGCGCAGGAGGUGGUGGAUAUGACAGCAGACCCCCACCAGGCGCAUACAGCGACCCGCGGUACGACGGCCGAUACGACGCGAGGCCAGACAACAGAAUGGGAGUUGGAUCGCCUCCACCAGUCAACUAUGGUCAUGGACCUCCGCCACAAGGAUACCAUGGAAGGCCGCAGUUGGCGCAGCAGUCGAGGCCGCCGCCUACUCCUGCGCCGCCGCCAAGAGAUGCGAAUGACCGCGAAGCGCUGUGGAGGCUGUUCGGCGCGGUCGACAAAGACAAGAGUGGUGAGCUCACAGAGGCUGAGCUGCGAACAGCGCUCGUCAAUGGAGACUGGACACCUUUCGAUCCUCAUACUGUCCGUAUGAUGAUCCGAAUGUUCGACACCAACAGAUCUGGUUCUGUCAACUUUGAUGAAUUCUGCCUGUUCGACCGUUUCGACCAAGACCAUUCCGGCAGUAUAUCCUACGCUGAAUUCAACGAAGCCCUCAUCGCCUUCGGAUACCGUCUCUCCCAAGCGUUCGUCACACUCUUGUACCGCACGUACGACCGCGACGGACGCAACGCGCUGAGCUUCGAUCUGUUCGUGCAAGCGUGUAUUAGCCUGAAGAGGAUGACGGACGUCUUCAAGAAGUAUGACGAGGAUCGCGACGGCUAUAUCACGCUGAGCUUGUAA
Alternaria arbusti is the source of this 879-nucleotide messenger RNA. RefSeq lists its product as uncharacterized. The coding region runs from base 1 to 879 and encodes 292 amino acids. NCBI's taxonomy places the organism in Eukaryota, Fungi, Ascomycota, Dothideomycetes, Pleosporales, Pleosporaceae. The record is from RefSeq and is a predicted model, not a curated record. Gene Ontology annotation, molecular function: calcium ion binding. The transcript has 4 exons.